This is a messenger RNA of Prunus armeniaca (apricot), 984 nucleotides long. The record is from the annotation of a GenBank genome assembly. NCBI's taxonomy places the organism in Eukaryota, Viridiplantae, Streptophyta, Magnoliopsida, Rosales, Rosaceae.
AUGCCUGCCGAUAGUUCUUCAGUUUCAGGCCAUGGCCAAACUGUUUGUGUCACCGGAGCAGGAGGGUUCAUUGCUUCCUGGAUUGUCAAACUAUUGCUAGAAAGAGGCUACACUGUUAGGGGAACCUUGAGAAACCCAGAUGACCCAAAGAAUGCUCAUUUGAGGGAGCUUGAAGGAGCUCGAGAGAGGUUAAGUUUGCGUAAAGCUGAUCUUCUUGACUAUGACAGCCUCAAAGAAGCCAUCAACGGCUGUGAUGGCGUUUUUCACACGGCAUCACCGGUUACGGAUGACCCAGAACAAAUGGUGGAGCCGGCGGUGAAUGGAACAAAGAAUGUGAUUGUUGCGGCAGCAGAAGCUAAGGUCAGAAGGGUGGUGUUCACGUCGUCAAUUGGUGCGGUGUACAUGGACCCCACCAGGGGCCCAGAUGUGGUGGUCGAUGAGUCUUGCUGGAGUGAUCUUGAAUUCUGCAAGAACACCAAGAACUGGUACUGUUAUGGGAAAGCAGUGGCAGAGCAGGCAGCAUGGGAAGAGGCCAAGGCGAAAGGGGUGGAUUUGGUGGUGGUGAACCCGGUUUUGGUGCUUGGACCACUUCUGCAACCAACCAUCAACGCCAGCAUCAUCCACGUCCUCAAGUACCUCACAGGCUCAGCCAAGACUUAUGCCAAUUCUGUGCAGGCCUAUGUGCAUGUUAGGGACGUGGCUCUGGCCCACAUUCUGGUGUAUGAAACUCCAUCUGCCUCUGGAAGGUACCUCUGUGCUGAGAGUGUGCUUCAUCGUGGAGAUGUGGUGGAAAUCCUAGCCAAGUUCUUCCCAGAGUACCCAAUUCCCACCAAAUGUUUUCUGAGCUACAUGUUAACAACCGAGAUGGGGAUGGGUGUGGGGACGGGGAUGAUAUUGCCAUACCCGACUUCAAACUGGCUCGUUGUCAUUCUUAACUAUUUUGUGGCGGCUAAGUCCAUGUAUACAUACACAGCUCUAGGUUAG